This is a messenger RNA of Abrus precatorius (Indian licorice), 2020 nucleotides long. Its product is annotated as crossover junction endonuclease EME1B-like. Gene Ontology annotation, biological process: DNA repair. Gene Ontology annotation, cellular component: Holliday junction resolvase complex; nucleus. The record is from RefSeq and is a predicted model, not a curated record. The coding region runs from base 193 to 1830 and encodes 545 amino acids. NCBI's taxonomy places the organism in Eukaryota, Viridiplantae, Streptophyta, Magnoliopsida, Fabales, Fabaceae. The transcript has 12 exons. Gene Ontology annotation, molecular function: DNA binding; nuclease activity.
ACAUUAAAUGCCGAGAGAAUUCUGUUGAGUUUGGGGUUGAUGUUAUGAGAAAACGAGGAUAUGAUAUGGAGGUGACCAAACAGACCCCGGCGAGAACGAUCCCGCGCUAAUUCGAAGACGGAAAGAAGCAGACUUCACUCCAGUGGACACCAUAGCAUAGCAGAAGUUGAAGCUCUCUCCUCUCUCCUCCCAAUGAUGGAUCCCAUCAUCCUCUCCGACGAGGAAGACCUUUCAACACCAUUCCCCCUCCAUUCCAAGAAACGCCGAACCCAAUCCAACCCAAACCAAAACCCCACCGUCCUCAUCCUCGACGAUGACCCAACCCCACAGAAGUCAUCCACACCUUCUAUCGUUCCCGAAACUCCAAUGUCGGCGCUACUGGAUUCCGAUGUCGCUAUCGUCAAAUGCACAUAUCCUUCCUCUCCUUCCCAUCACAGCGUUAGGGUUUCCCCGAAGAAGUUCUCCGGAAUUAGUCAAAUGAUAUUGUUGGAAUCAGAUAACGAGUCAGAAAAUUGUGGAACGGGAAAAUUGGACGAGAAUGAAACAAGAGGAUUGUCUAUGGAUAUUGCUGGAGAUUCAAGAUGGUCUUCAAAUUCAUUAGCGUCUGGAAGUUCUCCUGGUGGAAAUGCUGCACGAACUGAAAUGUCUGGCGACAAUCCUUCAAAUCCAACCUCUUCACAAGUGGAAAAUAUGAGCAUAGAGCAGGAGGAGAGCGUGGAAAAUAUGAAAAGAUCCAAAGUUUCUGCUAAGGGCACAGCCAAGGCAAUGGGAAAAACAAAAAUGACUAAAGAAGAAAGAAGUCGCCUGAUGGAGGAAAAGAAAUUACAGAAGGAACAAGAAAAGUUAAGAAAAGCAGCUCUGAAGGCUGAAGCUGCAGAAAUGAAAAAAAUUGAGAAAGAAAAGCAAAAGUGGGAAAAAGGCAAGUUUGCAAUAAAAUCUAUUGUGGCAGAAAUUGAUGCAAAGGUAGUUGAAUCAGGUUCAAUUGGAGGACAUCUGCUUUCUAGGUUUGCUGAAAAAGGGCUUGCAUACCACAUAACAUCAAAUCCAAUCACAGGGUCAAUUUUAUGGUCUAUGAAAGUUCCAGAACAUAUUUCACAGCAUUCUGCUGAAAGAAUUGAUAUUCCAUAUAUCUUGCUUGUUUAUGAGGCUGAACAAUUUUGUAACCUCACCAUGAAUGAUUCUCUUUUUUACCAACUCUCUAGCAUUCGAAGUCAUUAUCCAGCUUAUACAGUUUGCUACAUCACCAAUAGGCUAUUGGCUUACAUAAAUAAAAGGGAACAAGAGAAAUAUAAGCACCCUGAAAACAAUAAUUGUUGGAGACGUCCACCUGUUGAGGAGGUUCUGGCAAAACUAACAACUAAUUUCAACAAAGUACACUCCAGGCAGUGCGUGGAUGAGGCUGAACUGGCUGAACAUGUUGUUGGUUUGACUAGCAGUCUAGCUUCUUGUCAGUUUAGAAAGAAGUUAACCCGAUUAUCUGUAAGUGCAAAUGGAUCCCUUAUCCCAAAGGACAGUGUUGACCGGAAUUUAAUAAAGAAAUCUUCGUUAAAAGCUUUGGUGGCUAUCCCUAAGGUACAGCCACGAUUUGCCAUAGCUAUUUGGAAGAAAUACCCAACCAUGAAGUCCCUGUUGAGUUCUUAUAUGGAUCCAAGUAAAUCGGUACAUGAGAAGGAAUUUUUACUAAAGGACUUGAUGACAGAAGGUUUGCUUGGUGGUGACAGAAGAUUAGGUGAGGUCUGUUCAAAGCGGGUUUAUAGAAUUCUAAUGGCGCAAAGCGGAAGCAUUAGAACAGAUGACGUCGAGAAUGGUGCUGAUUUCUUUGAGCGUUAAUCUUAGAGAGCUUUGUCAUUGUAUGUAAAUCGCUUUUUUUUGGUCGAGUAUGUAAAUCGUUUUGAAGAAAGGGUGUCAACAUACGCAUGUGCUAAUAUGUUUUAUAGGAAUAUUGGUAGAUUGGAUUGGUCUUGAGUAGAAAAAUCAUCUAAUUUAUCUCAUUAAUUCUUUUAUUCAAUUGGUAUAGUUU